Dissoconium aciculare CBS 342.82 is the source of this 1410-nucleotide messenger RNA. RefSeq lists its product as uncharacterized. Lineage: Eukaryota; Fungi; Ascomycota; Dothideomycetes; Mycosphaerellales; Dissoconiaceae. Gene Ontology annotation, biological process: post-transcriptional tethering of RNA polymerase II gene DNA at nuclear periphery; transcription elongation by RNA polymerase II; poly(A)+ mRNA export from nucleus. The transcript has 3 exons. The record is from RefSeq and is a predicted model, not a curated record. Gene Ontology annotation, molecular function: double-stranded DNA binding; RNA binding. Gene Ontology annotation, cellular component: transcription export complex 2. The coding region runs from base 1 to 1410 and encodes 469 amino acids.
AUGGCUGAUGCGAAUUCUCUGUUUAACGAUUUUGCCCGGGCAAACGAUGAACAGAAUGGGCCACUGCUAGCUACAACCAUCGACCCAGCGCCACCAGCACAUGAUCCAGCUCGUCUCUACAAUUUUCGAAAAUCAAUCAGUCAGUACAGUGUGCGUGCAGAUCUUCAAUACCGCCUGCAGUACAGUCCUUCCCUCCAAUUGGAAAAGAAAGAAGCUGCUGCCUGGCUUGAAGUGCUGGUGGCGUACUACAAAUUUGUAGUCACGCUUCUAAGCACUCAGGAAACUCAAAACGUUGGCCGGCCCAGCGAUGCGGACUGGAGUAAAGUGUAUGAAGCAUGGAAAGACGUCGUGAACGCCCUCUACCGAGGCUACCAGGGCAAUGUCUUCGCUGCAUGGACGAUCCCAUGUUUGUAUGCGGCAGGACGCUAUCUUCGCAUCUUUGCAAUCAAGGCCGAUCAAGAGAUCGCCGUGCAACGAGAGUCUGGUCUUACUUAUGGCGGGAUCCAAGAGGACGAUGCGUUUGAUCCGAGUAGCAAGCACGAUAAGCUCGAGGACGCUGCUCGCCAGAUCAACCGCAUUUUCGGAUUAUGCAUCGGUGACCGUAAUCCCAUUGAAGAUUCUCGAAAAUGGGCUCUCUACUACGUCGCUACCUUGCUCUUCAAAACCCAUUUCAAGCUCAACCACAUUUCGCUUUCUAAAAACAUCUUGCGUUCCUUACGAGCCUCCAACGAGGACAUGCCCCCUUUGACGGCCUUCCCAGCAAGCCAUCAAGUCACAUUCCUGUAUUAUUGCGGCGUGAUCCACUUUCUCGAGGAGGACUAUGCGACUGCAGAAGAACACCUUCUGGCAGCUUACAACAAGUGCCACGUUGGCGCCACCAAAAACCUUCAGCUGAUUCUGACAUACCUGAUACCGACCAAAUUACUCACGUCCCACAUGCUCCCCUCCUCAGCGCUGCUCGCACAAUACCCUCAACUAGCCCGCUUAUUCCAGCCCGUCUGCGAUGCCAUCCGUACUGCAGACCUGAAAGCGUUCAAUGCGGCGCUCGAGAAGGGUGAGGAUGAAUUCGUCAAACGUCGAAUCUAUCUGACACUAGAGCGGGGACGCGACAUCAUCCUCCGGAACAUCCUUCGGAAAGUGUUCAUCUCCGCAGGAUUCGAAGCUCCCAAGGACGGCGAUACAUCGGCUCCUCCUUCGAGAAGAACUAGAAUUCCCGUGGACGAAUUCGCGGCAGCUUUGCAUCUCGCUGGGGCAGAAGUGGACAAUGGAGAGGGUACCGUUGACCGCGAUGAGGUGGAAUGUCUGAUCGCAAAUGCAAUCUACAAGAAUCUGAUGAAAGGUUACAUUGCUCGGGAGAGAGGAAUCGUUGUGCUCAGCAAAGCCGGUGCCUUCCCGGGUACAGGCGUGUGA